Molecule: messenger RNA, 1740 nt
Organism: Plectropomus leopardus (leopard coralgrouper)
Lineage: Eukaryota; Metazoa; Chordata; Actinopteri; Perciformes; Serranidae
Product: transmembrane protein 198-like
Cellular component (GO): plasma membrane
Source: RefSeq, a predicted model, not a curated record
UGUGCACAGGUCGGACGCUGAGGCUCGCCCACAGCUCACAGAGGAAACCAUACAGCCACUCUGACAGCUCGCUCGCUGUUGGCUUCAAUGGAGUUUGACAACUGAAGAUUAUUUCUCUGUUGACGAUCCCCUUUAUUCUGUGAAGAUAUGCCUCAUUCCAGGUGCACAACAGGAAAUAGUUUAGUACAAGUGCUUCGUUCAGGAGCUUCCUCCUUUCCUGAACGCCACAUGGAGAACGUUUCCCCCAGUCAAUGAACAAAAACCAGCUGGACAGCAACACAACAGCAGUAUUAAUCCUCAAAGAUGGCAGUCACUUCACUAUAUGUUACCGAGGAGCCGGGCUUAGCUGAGGUGGACAUAUGUACGCUUGAGAUUAACGCCAAGUAUGAUGUCAUCCCAUCUAUUGUCUGCUCCGUUUGCCUUUCAUUUGGCCUCAUCUACACCUUUUUUGGGUACCGCUGCUUCAAGAUGGUCAUGUUCUUCUCUGGCUUCAUGUUUGGCUCAGCAGCUGUUCUCCUGUUGUACCACAAGGAGCCCCUGUUAGAGGCCCAGCUGGGGUCAGAGACAAAGGCAGGGAUCGGCCUGGGCGUGGGCGUCCUCUGCGGGCUGAUGACCAUGCUGGUGUCCACGAUAGGACUUCUGUUCAGUGGCCUGCAGCUUGGGAGCCUGCUCUCCCUCGCCAUCCUGCUGGUCAUCGGACAGUUUCACAGCCUCACUCCGGUGUGGCUGCCCGUCAGUGUCGUGCUGGCCGCCGGCAUCGUCACGUCUCUCUUCACACUUCAGUGGCAGAAACUGUUCACCGUCGUCUACACAGCUGUGUUUGGAGCCGCCACUGUGAUGCUGUGUGUGGAUUACCUGGUUGGGAUGUUUAUACUGCCAGAUCAGGUUUAUGAUAUUUUUUGUCAAGGCGUCCCACGUCCAUUCUGCUGGUUUAACUGGGCGAUCACUGGGAUAUGGCCAGUUCUGGGUCUGAUAGGUGUGUUGGUACAAUGGGGGUUUACUGCCAAAGGAGUAUCACACACAGAAGCAGCACACAAAAAACAGCAGAAACAUACGAAGAAGUACAGAUACAGAGAGUCAAGAAGAAGACCUCAACCACCACAUCGUCGACGCAGACCUCCAACACUGAAACGCUACACCGGGGACGUCCUAGCACCGAGUUACCUCCAGAGCCUUAAGGAGCGCCAGAUGGGAACAGGCUCCUCCACCAGCAGUGUCAGCACCAUCACACACACUCUAAUAGACUUUGACUUUGAGACGGGCUCCAUGGUGCCUCUGACUGCUGCCUCGCCUGUCUGUACAGUCUGAGGGAGCACGGCUUCGAAUAUCUGCAUCCCAGGACUUCGUUAUCAUGUACUGAAAAUUGAACAUUCCUUUGAGAUGUUCACUUCCUUGGAAAUAAUUUAACCACUUUGACUGGCGGCAUGAAUCCACUUUAACCGGCUUUGUCAGAUAAUCAUCAACAUGCAUAUGGUGUGAUUUUAAAUGUUCUGAGAUCAUCCCACCCGAAACGAUGAUGACACAACAUGCACCGUCAUCAGACUCAUGAUCAUCAGCAGUUUAUCUCACAGACACUUUGUGUUUAACAGGCUGGCAUAAUAAUCGUUUUUCCUCCAAACACUGUAUGCUGUGUGUCUAGAUUUAGGUUGGGUUGCAGUUCUUUUGAAAUGUUAUGGUUAUAAACAAUGAAUUCACACUAACCUAUGCAAAUAAACUAGGAUGUGCUGUACAUAAAAAAAU